Molecule: messenger RNA, 786 nt
Organism: Arachis ipaensis
Lineage: Eukaryota; Viridiplantae; Streptophyta; Magnoliopsida; Fabales; Fabaceae
Source: RefSeq, a predicted model, not a curated record
AAUCCUUAAUUACUUUUAGUAAAAAAUAAAGGAAAAGAAAAAAUCACCUUCAUAUACCAAAACAAGUUUCAGGUAUUUAUCAUGUUAUGAUCGUUACUGCAAUUCCCUAAAUUCCCCUAUUACAUAUAAGCGUGAGGAUUUCAUUUUAUUUCUGACUUUGGUGAAUUGAUUAGAUUUGUUGAAAAGAGUGUGUGUUGAUUACAAAUAAUAACCAAGUGCAGUUUUCAUGUCUGAAUUUGACACAAACGACAUUCCAUCUACUUUUGAUCCGUUUGCUGAGGCAAAUGCUGAGGACUCAGGUAUCGGGGCGAAAGAUUAUGUUCAUAUCCGGGUGCAGCAGCGAAACGGGAGGAAAAGCCUUACAACAGUUCAAGGAUUGAAGAAAGAAUUCAGUUACUCCAAGAUUCUUAAGGACCUCAAGAAAGAGUUUUGUUGUAAUGGUACUGUUGUCCAGGACCCUGAGUUGGGCCAGGUCAUACAACUUCAGGGAGAUCAAAGGAAAAAUGUUUCUACCUUCCUUGUGCAGGCUGGCAUAGUAAAGAAGGAUAAUAUCAAGAUUCAUGGUUUCUAAUUAAGUACUACUGAAUAGCAAAAGAUUGUACAUCUAAAACUCAAGCAAUAGCCAGCUUUGCGUUAUUGUAUGUUAUGUGCUGUAAUCAUCUACUCUAGGUUUCUUAAUUAAUCAUUGUAUUAUGUAGUAAAAGAUUAUUAUAGAUUACUUAUAUAUGUGUGUUCCCAUGCAACCAUUUCGAAUAAAUUUCUCACUUUUCUUCCCCUUGUGCAUCA